Molecule: messenger RNA, 369 nt
Organism: Botrytis deweyae
Lineage: Eukaryota; Fungi; Ascomycota; Leotiomycetes; Helotiales; Sclerotiniaceae
Exons: 1
Coding region: 1-369 (122 amino acids)
Source: RefSeq, a predicted model, not a curated record
AUGAGAUUCACCACCCCCACCAUCUCCAUUUUGCUCUCCGGAUUCUUCUCCGGCCUCUCUAUCGCAGACAGUAGCACUUGUAGCAGCAUCUGCGCUCACAACAACGACCCCGGUCUCUGGACUGACGUCCGUGUUCCCUCCGCCCAAGUAGACAACAUCCUCACUAACGGCGGCGGAUGUGUAAAAGGUAGUGUACAAGGUCACAUGUGCAUUGCGAUUAUUGGAUCUGGUGAGGACGUCGACACCGUGGCAGGCUGUCUCGAAGAAAUGGCUGCCCAGUGGCAGAGUUAUACUGAUAAUUGGUACUUAUGGAGCUCGAUUACUUGUGUUUUCGAGACCUCGACUGGAAUUAUUUCCAUCACGGCUUGA